Messenger RNA from Pyricularia oryzae 70-15, 153 nucleotides. RefSeq lists its product as uncharacterized. Bases 1 to 153 code for a protein of 50 amino acids. NCBI's taxonomy places the organism in Eukaryota, Fungi, Ascomycota, Sordariomycetes, Magnaporthales, Pyriculariaceae. The transcript has 2 exons. The record is from RefSeq and is a predicted model, not a curated record.
AUGCUGGCAGAUGGGCGUGGCGCAGAACCCGAGGGGCAAACCUGCAAGGUGCUUUACGGAGGGGAUUGGGCGGGCGUACCGUUCCACCAAAAAACGUCGGCCACGCCCGAGGUGGAACCCCUGUUGAGGCCUGUUUAUUUAAAAGAAAUUUAA